GGUGGUGAAAAAGGCUUUUAUUUGCACUAAAAGGAAGAUGUAUGAUGAGGAUAUAAUAAUUGGAGAUGCUGGAGGUUUUGCAACUGUGAUUGUUAUGAAGAGUGACAAGUUCAUUGCUGCAAACUUUGGAAAAUACAAGGCUGUGGUGGUUUGUAGGAAUGGUAUGGCUUCACAGAUUGGUUGGACUUAUCAGAUUAUAGAGAGAGGUUGGUGGCCAAUUUCAGAAUUGUUGCACUUGAGAUGUUCUGUUGGGGAAGGAGAUGAAAGGAUUGGUAGAAGCUCUAGACUUGUUGUCACUGCCCAGAAGGUUGAACAUAAUACUAGCUUGGUGAUCUUGGCCAGUCAGGGUGUUUGGGAGGUGAUGAGAAUUCAGGAAGCUGCAGACCUGAUAAGUCACAUAGAGGAUGCUGAAACAGCAGCAGAGUGUUUAGCUGAGGAGGCAAUUAACAGAAUGAGCAAAUCCACAAUAUCAUGUAUUGUAAUUCGUUUCCAUUGA
Messenger RNA from Dioscorea cayenensis subsp. rotundata (Guinea yam), 496 nucleotides. RefSeq names its product putative protein phosphatase 2C-like protein 44. Gene Ontology annotation, molecular function: protein serine/threonine phosphatase activity. Lineage: Eukaryota; Viridiplantae; Streptophyta; Magnoliopsida; Dioscoreales; Dioscoreaceae. Gene Ontology annotation, cellular component: nucleus; cytosol. Gene Ontology annotation, biological process: protein dephosphorylation. The transcript is spliced from 3 exons. Bases 38 to 496 code for a protein of 152 amino acids. The record is from RefSeq and is a predicted model, not a curated record.